GUCUGUCAGGUCCUCAACCUCUGGUGUCAUUGGUGAAUGACCGAAGAUGUCUCACAGCAGGUUGUUUGCCAGGCUGCUUUGUAAGUUUACCAGUGAAUUUUAUUAUGUUAUGCUUUGUAAAUUUGACAGUAUAUUUUACCCCAUAUGCGUGUACUAGUUUGCUGUAUGCUGAACUGAAGACGAGCUCCGCAGGCUCCCUCAGUCUUGCACUCAUUCAGGCUAGUUAGCCACGUUAGCAUACUAACCGACUCUGCUGUUGUAGUUCAAUGACAGUGAGCCUGUCAGCUAGCUUACUGUGAGGCUAAAAUCUAACUUUAACCCUCUGUGAACCUUCUUCCAGGACAGAGGCAGAGCUGACUGGUGACCUUGCACGUCCUGUUGCCUCUAUGUUGCCUAUUAAGACACAUUUGCUCUCCUUUGCCUUUGACGUUCAUCUAAGAGUGUUUGUAAGAAGCUGAAAUAUCAUUUCUGUCAGUCUGUUUGCAACCUGCUUGAUUCUGACAAUACAGAGGUGAGGUUCAUUCAGGGACACUGCAUCAUGAGAUAAACUAGUGCAGGAUGUAGUUUUCCUCCUGCAUGGACCUUGAGCUUGUUUCAGAAGCUGGACUUUGCUCAGGAUCAUUGAUGAGAUUCUGAGGCUCUGUUAGGAGACCAAAGUUCAGCCUGGAAGAGUGAGCACUGCUGCUUUACAUUCAACUCAACAGAGGCCUCUGUGUGGCUGUUGUUUAAAGUAGAAUCAUAUAGUGGACUUUACCAUGAAUGUAAACAUGGAUGAAGCAAGUUAUUGACCUUCACAACCACACAGUCAGAGGACAUCAACGUGUUUCUUAUUUGAGGUAGUGCUAAGCAGUUGUUGUUUCCUUCUUGGUUUCUUUUAAUGCAAAAGAAGAAAACUUUAGAUUAAGUUAGAUGAAGUUGCCAGGAAAUAUGUCUGUCUGACAAGCCAUAACAUUAUGAACACUUGCUCCACACAAGUUCUAUUUUUAGGAGGUGUAAAAUGUCCAGUUUUGUUGACAUGAUUAAUAGACACUGGUGAUUAUAGUACUUCACAUUUAUUAUUGAAGAUGAAGUGAGCAGUGGUAGUGUACUUUUGUGUGUUUUAUUGUGUUCCUAACACUCUAUCCACUGAAUUAACACAAUUAAGGAAUCAAAAUUGAACAUCUUCAGCCUAAUGAAGUUGAUAUAAAGAUUUAAAUAGCAGAAAUCAUGUGUCUGACCAACAAAUUCAAAAAAUGUACAUGCUUUGUGAAAGUAGAAUUAGCGGCAGAGCUGUUGUAUCUGGUUGCCUUCUUUUGCCCAGGUGUUUGUGAUGUUAAGGCACGCUCGUGUAUAGCCUGCAGUUUUUGAAUCAGCAGUAAUAAGGUCAUUGCAGUACUUGAAGACGGUGGUAGCAGUCUGAUACUGACAAACUUUGGAGAAUGUACUUGUAACCAUGUAGCCUGUGUAGUACAUUCCAGGCAGAGGAGUGUGUUCAGCAGCAGACUGCUGUACUCAACCAACAGACUAAAGAACUGUUUCACCCUCUGGCCAUUAAACUGAAUAUCUCUAUUCAAUGAUGGCAGGUGGGAAACAAACUGAUGUAUUGCUCACUCUGCAACACAAAACAACAAUAUAUCAAACAUAAUAUCAAUCUGAAUACAACUUUUGAAAAUGUUUUUAAAAAUGGGUUCACUUCAAACCCAUAAAAAUGCAUUGUACUGUAUUAAAAUACCUUUCGAUUUGGUAACCUUGUCAGUCUCCACGCUAUAUAACUUUGAGCAUUGUUUGUUCAGUGGUGCUUUAAGCCUGUAAGGUAAGGUUGUCACAAAACCGCUCCAGUUGAGGUCCUAUGAGAUCUCUCACAUUAGAUGUUAAACUUGACUGAGCCUCAUCACUUGCCCUCUGACAGAAAUGUGUGCAGCUACUCCCUGUGUUGUGUCUAAACUGGGGAUUUGAAGACAGCUGUUUGCAGCCGAUGGAGACAGAUUUGAUAAGAGCUCUGAGAUUGGACCGAGUCACACCGUAAACAUGUGAUUUGGUAAAGAAAAACACAAAGCUAAUAGAGUGAGAAAAUUGCAAAGCUGGGUGACAACUGUAUGAAUUUGUCCCUGCGACACUUGUCACAUGAAAUGAUUCAAUACCUUGUUGAUGUAUGAAGCACUGGUGCAGUUUUGAAGGAUGUUGAACUGCAGCUUGGCACCGUCAUUUAAAUAUGAUACAGUCUAUAACUGUAACCAUAAAACACAAAGAGACAACCUGAAAAUAAGCUCACACUGACAGUCUGGGAAUGUGCAGGUACUAUUGUACUUUUCUAAAUUGAUAACAUGGUUAUAUUCAGGGAUGGUGAAAAAUUUUAGUACAUUUUAUUACUCAAAAGUCAUUUACUUCUUAAAGUAUUGACAUUCUUAUGAGUAAUUUUCUCUAACCUUAUUAAUAUAAUGAUCAAAUAAUGCAUUUAUCUGCUUCCACAUUAAACUCAGAUAUCCAGAUUGUUUGAUUUAAAGUCUUGUUUUUUUUUUUCUCUCCUAUUUGCGAGCAUAUGGGCUUCCUACCCUACACUAGACGCCAUGUUCCAUGUUCAAAGCCUCAGUUUCAAACACACUCUGGGAAUAAAUCAUCUCAGCGCUCCAACUCCAUCUUUAACUUUUCAAAGGAUUGUUUACUUUUGUUGAAAAAGUAUGGAGCUGUUAUUAUUAUCCUUCUUUUUUACCUUUGAACAGAUGACAGUGAGACCUCAGUCUACAAGUAUUGAUAGAUUAUAUCAACCGAUGUAUUCUUGUGCCUCUUUUAAAUCAAGCUUGUUUCUUUCACUAUUCAGUGCAGCAGACCGGGGUCAGGCACUGCUAUACAGGCUCGAGGAAAAACCUGUACAUCAACAAGGACACCAAGGUCAUCUGCCAAGGUUUUACAGGGAAGCAGGUAUGUAUUUCCCUAUAGAUACCAUAACAACAUUAAUUUCUUUAGAUAAGCUGGCUCUUAUUGUGAAAUCUCAGAGCAGGUUUUCCUUAACCUCUGUCUAAUACUAAUACAAACAUGAGAAAAAGGUCUGUGUCUGUGUCAAACAUGUUUCUGUAUGCUCUGUGAGUAUGAAAUAGUGGGUUAGUGUUGUAUGUGAGUGUACAUAAAAACCUGGGUAAACAACUUUGUUGGAAAAUAGAACACGAAUUGCUUCUUACUGCACAGUGAGGGGUCAUGACUGUUAUGAGAUGAUUCUGAGAGACUAGAAAACAAUGGUGACAAUAAAAUGGCGCCUGCUCUAUAAGCCUGAAAAACACAUUUUCAACAUGUGGAGGAUUGUUCAGAUGGGAUCGCUGUACGUCCGUCACUGUUAACAGAGAAACUUAUACAGAGAGUAUACAUGAGUUUUUCAAUAUCAAUAAAUGAUUUUGUGUUUUUCUUUUAAGUUUGUUGAACAAAUUACCACCACAGUGCUAAGAGACUCUACUCUUAUUAUUAAAUUUCUAAAUGAGUACUAAAAAACACGAAUGUUUUAACUUCGGGGGUGAGCCAUGUUAGGGCUGGGCGAUAAACUGAAAAUUAACUGAUAACGAAAUUUACAACAAAAACCGUCCAUAUUGGUAUAUUCGGUGUCAAAAAAAUAAAUAAAAGUUGGUUUUGGACGUGUGUAGGUAGGCUGUAGUCUCAUGUCCCUUUAAGACACUGUCCUACGUCAGAGACAUGACUCAACCCCAUCCAGUCUGUAACAAAGAGGAAAAGACAGAUGAGGAGAUGGAUGACGGUUCAAAAGUUGUAGCGGCUGGAGUAGACGAAGUUAAUGUGGGUGGGGGUGAGCAGCUUGUGGAGUAGUUAUCGUCUAUUUAUUAUUAUCAAGGUGAACUGUGUUAUUGUUUUGACGCCAUAUCACCCAGCCCUAGACCAUGUAACACUUUUUGUUAUACCAGCCCCUUAUUUUGAAAGGGUAAAACUGGUGCUGACAGGAGGUCUAACUGCCUUUUUGUAUUGAUUUACUUCAUAUUUUGAAUUCAGAUAGCAAACUAACAAAAACAUGUAACGCUAAUAAUAAUCUGAAUAAAGAAUCGAUGCAUUAAAUUAGCCAAGAGUCAACAAAUUUUGGCUUUUGCCGCGUAAUGUUUUUCCCCUGGGUACAAAACGGCAUUUUCAGCAGGUAUUUAGAAGAAGACAAAUUGUGAUAGCUGGUUAAGGCUAUUGGUUUAUUAAAGUAUUGUUCUUUUUUUCCCCAAGGUUAGGGUUAGUUUCACCUGUUUUAGUAAGAAAUAUAAACUUUGGAUGCCCAGUUGUUGAUCCCUCAAGUUACUUUUCAAGGCACGGAGAAGUGCAGGUGAUUCACUUUGAGCCGUGUCCACUCAAGGAGAAUAAAAAUCUUGGCAAGCGUGUUAAACAAGCCUGAAACACGGGCUUCACAGAUUUAUAUCCCCCUUCUGUCCUCAAUGAACUUUCCAUUUUUCAUCCUCCAAUUUCUCUUCAACAUAAUAAAAGGUUGUUAAAUAUAGUUCCAGUGAACACUCCGGAUAAUUAGAAAAGGAUGAGAAAUGAAGCAAGAGCUAUUGAGUGCACAUUUGGGUGUCUUUCUGGGCUGAUAAGCAAGCAAUUUUUCAAAUUUAUUGUCUCAACAUUUGCGAUAAUAAUGACUGGCAAAAAACAGCAAAGUUAGCAGGGUUAAGGGGUGUGUUACAAUUAGAAGAAAAAAAUGCUGAUUCAGAGCUUCUAAUUCCUGUUAAUAGGCCAGUUAUAAUUUUUACACGGGGGUCAUUUAUCUGCACUUAUAGUUAUGACCCUUGGCUGCUUUAUCUACAUUGUUUCAGCAUCUUCAGUAAUUAUUAACUGACUGUGGUGUGAUGUGAUUUGUUCAGCAGAAAAUCAAUUUACCCCGCAUUUAUGCACUGGUUUUCUGGACGAGUACAUGUGAGGUUCACUUUGAAGAAUUUGCCUCUCAGAGCGUGUUUUUCCCCCUCUGGUGUUAUCGCUUCUUAAUAUUGAGUAUUCUCUGUCAAAACAGGCCUGGUGGGAAUAUUUGUACCAAUGAACACACAGUAACAACAGCUGGCUUUGAUUGUAAAGACUUCUAUAGCACAUUUGGGAUACAUUCAUGAACCUCGAUCAUCAGAUACAUCCUGCUAAAAUUAUGAAACACUUCUGCGAUAAAUUAAAUCAGAGAAGAUUAUUAUUAUCUAUUUGUCUUUUAUAUACGUAUUAGGGGUGGAAGAGAAAAUGGAUACAGCAUAGUAUUGCAACAUUUUGUCUGGUGAUAUAUCGUAUCAUCACAUUUACCAAGUAUGGAUUUUUUUCAAAUUAACUGCUAAUAUGAAGUCAAAUCUAUGAUAAUGGAGAAAAUAAAGUCAACUGUUUGUCCAAUGAGGUUGGCAGAGGUGACAUCAUAGAGCGGGAGAAAGUUAGUACAACAAACAUAGCACCUGGAGAAAGACAUUAGGAAUGCAAACAGGGCACAAAUGAGAAGGACCUGACAUAUGAGGUUUGCAAGAUGUGUAACAUGAAAAUGAAAUACUGUGUAAAUAAGACAAAUAUAAUGAAAGACAAAUGCUUAAUUAGCUAAACAGUUGAAAAAUUGUAUAAAUUGCAAUACAUUGUAUCGCAAUACUCAAUGUAUUACAAAAUGUUGAAAAUCGCACUACUAUCAUAUCGUGGCCCAAGUUUCGUGAUAAUAUCGUAUCGUGGGGCCACUAGUGAUUCCCACCCAAUACCUAUGUGGUUUGUUGUCAAUUUUUACUGCAUAAUUUCAGUUUGUGGUUGUAAUUGUACAACCCUUGUGUAACUAGAAAUGCACCGAUCCAUUUUUUUCCGAUCCGAUACCGAUACCUGGGCCAAGCGUAUCGGCCGAUAUCCAAUACCGAUCCAAUAUGACUGUUGAAUGAAUGAACUGUAUACCUUGCCCUGUGAGUGAAGGCAUCAGGCUUGACAUUAGCCUUGUUAAAAAGAGGUGACAAAUUAACACAGAUAUAAAUGUACUUGAUAUUAUUUAUUAACAGAUAACAAAUCGCACAUUGGCACACAGCAAAAAGAAGAGUUCCAUGUAAACAUUUAGCGCAAAAGGAUAGACAUAGAAUAUAGAGUGAACAGAAUGGCUGUGUUGCUGUGUCUGAUAAUAAUUCAAACAAAAAAAAGACUGGAUCGGCAUCAUUCAUCAGAUAUCCAAUCCAGUUAAUUUGUCAAGAUCGGAGCCGAUAUCCGAUCUGAAUAUCGGAUUGGUGCAUCCCUAUGUAUAACAAUGAUGCUUGGUCAAUUAACAGAAACACUGGCCAGUGUGAUGUGACACAUCUGUAAAGCAGCACAAACUGCUGCAUCCACAGAAAUGACCAUUCCUAUAAACAAGCUCCACUUUGACUGAAGAUAAACAUUGUAGCCUGAAUAAAUGACGGAUUCCUAGAGUUGUUCAUGCUAGCAAACAAACCGACACACUGCUAAAAAUGGACUCUAUAAUACCGUCUUCUCAAAAGUUUAACCCGCUCUCACUUAGUCUCAUUUUAAAACCUGAGAAAAACCCAGCCUCACCUCUGUAUCCAUCCCUUUCCUUGGCUGCACAGGUGAUUAAUCCUGGAUGGCAGCAUAUUUCCUCCUUCCUUUCUGUCUGUAAUGAUAUCUCAAGGUUGAUGCUGCAGAAGCACCAACACCUCACUUCAUUACACACUUACACACACUCUGCCUCCUCUUUCCUUCGUAGGGAACGUUUCACAGUCAGCAAUCUCUUGACUAUGGCUCCCAGUUAGUCGGAGGUGUCUCACCCGGUAAGGGCGGAAAGACACACCUCGGCCUGCCCGUCUUCAACUCAGUCAAAGAGGUUCGUAAGAAACUUUUAACCUGAAAUAUCUGUAAAUAUGGAUAAAACUCAAAUAAGUGUUGCAGUGGAGAACGACUGCAAGGCUUUAUAUAAUAGAUGUUUAAAAAAAACAUUAGGUGGCACUAUUUCAUUACUUAUUAAAAUUUUCAUUUUUAAUGCACCAACAAUACCUUUUCUUCCGCUCCCUCCUCAGGCGAAGGAGGGCACAGGGGCAGAUGCCACUGUGAUUUAUGUCCCUCCUCCAUUUGCGGCUGCAGCCAUCAUUGAGGCCAUUGACGCAGAGAUACCCUUGGUGGUGUGCAUCACAGAGGGCAUCCCCCAGCAGGACAUGGUGAGAGUCAAACAUAAGCUGCUGCGCCAGGGCUCCACCCGCCUCAUAGGCCCCAACUGCCCAGGAGUCAUUAAUGUAAGUUCUCACACACACACACACACACACACACACACACACACACAUACAUACUGUGCUGACAGAUGCAACACAUUAGCAUUUCUACUUGUAAAGAUGCAGUUGAAAGCUUUCAUUAUUUACUUAUGCUGCUGUUUUCUUUCUUUAGUUUCUGUGUUUUCGCUGCAGAUAAAUAAUAGCAGCUCUGUCGUUUGAAUAUCAAUGUUUUCUGCAUUUCGAGAGUGUAGCAAAGUUAUCAUUUAGGCAAAGGAAACUUUAAGAAGUUCUCUUUACUCAUGGGAAUUUGAGCAGUGAAUAUUCAUUGAAUUUGUUCUGCUUUAUUUAAAUUGAGCUCAUAGUGUAGGGAAAAAUGCUGAAUUAUAGAUUACUGCACUCCAUAAAGAAAGGCUCCUCUGCAGUAAAAAGAAUCACAAACUGGAUUCAGGUUCAGCCGAGGACCAAGUGAUGGAUCAUUUCACUUGAUAUGGAGCAGAAGCAUUCGCACAUGUCCUGUUAAUGUCAUUUAUUCGAAUCUAAGUAUAUAAUUAUGUUUUUUUCACAGCCUGGUGAAUGUAAGAUUGGGAUCAUGCCAGGGCACAUUCACAAGAAAGGAAGAAUCGGUGAGGUUUCCUGCUUUCUCUGUUACUGUGAUGAAAAGUAGAGUUUUGAAUUUGAACAUUGAAAUCAAAGUUGCAUUUGUAACGACUGAAGGGUGUGCAGCUGGUUUGUCUUUAAAAAGAAGUACAUCUGCGUACUUCUCUUAAAAAAAUAGCAGAAUGACUGAAGUGUGAUAAAACAGAAAUACAAACUUUGUUCAUACUCCAGCUAUCCUUCACAAGUUAAACUUUCUUAAAUGCACUACACUUAAAUCCUAGAUUGAGUUUCUGCCGUAGACAGCUUGAUAAGCAACCUGUGCUGCUGUUGACCAGUGAACCUAAGAGGAAGUCUCUUUUAGACUACAUCAACUGUCAUCAUUUCUGAAGCUUAAACCGAGCAUCUGUUGGCGGGUUUGAUCUCAUUUGUUUGUGCUGUCAGGAUGAAACAAUUCAGCCAGAGUUGGGGGACAAAAUUACAGCUGCAUUUGAUUUCAUUUUAUUACACUUGAUUGCAGCAAUGUUUUGAUUUUGAUUUGCAUAAAAAAAAAAAAAAAAACAUAAUCAUAAACUGUUUCUAAAACUUUUCUCCCAGGUAUUGUGUCAAGAUCAGGCACCCUGACAUAUGAAGCUGUGCACCAAACUACACAAGUCGGCCUGGGCCAGUCACUCUGCGUUGGUGAGUAUAUAAGAUUUGGUUAUGGCACACAGACACACUGCUCGUAGCAUUUUUUUCUCUGCCGACAUUAUUUGAAAUAGUCAGAUGAGGUUACAAGACCAAAUCUUUCCUGACAGUGAAGAAAUGGCGGUUCCUGUUUCCUAACAUCAUCAGCGGAUAUAUUGCACAACAAUGAUACUCAGUGAUAUACCAGGCAUUAAGUAUCAGAGACCUGCCAACAUUUAAAACUUAAAAUCAAUGAAGUGUGAUUGUUUAAUUACUUUUACCUUCACCAACAAUACUCUAGAAUUUAGAUUUCCUAACCUUGGAUGAAUGGUUUUCACCUCAUCAGACACCGUGUUUGAAGAAGCACUCACUAAAUUUGAAGGCCAUCUACUCACAUCAGUGCACUAAAUUUGCUGCCAUCCCAGAGUGCUACUUAAAGAUUGAAAAGACUGAUUGAGAGGCUCAGGUAAAAGUGGACACUUUGUCUACCUUCAGAUCUCUUUAUCCCGAAGUUUCAAAGGAAAGUUUCCUCUUUGAUACAGGAGGCAUAAACUUAGUACAAACCAGAGGUGUACGUUCUCUGUAAGACAUUUAAAGUUAGCCAACUUUUAAGGUAAGUUAAAGAGAGCAGUCAAACAGAAGAGUCAGAUUCAUCAAAUCGAGACUCUAAAACAACAUUUCCAGUGUUACUGUGUUACUACAAAUGAGCUGAACUGAGAGACAAGUGCAUCUAGUAGUUGCAGGUACUUCUGUAUUUACUUUUAAAACAAAACAAACAUCCCCGCCUUGUUAUUACCGUACCUGUCCAUGAUUUUGAAACAGCCUUGUGUCUCUUGUUGACUGAUUAUUUCUGCGGCUUAACAAACUAAACUUAAUUCAUGGUGUGCUGCUCCUUAUUGUGGUUUUAAUUGAAAUGAUUAGUUUUCAGUUUCCGUCAGCCCUGUUUUCGGGGUCUCCUGAUGCAGCUUUUCAUGCUCAGAAUAUUUAUUUUUAAUUUUAACACACCAUCUCGACACACUGCUAAUAAAAGAUUAAUUAUUUAACAAAAGCUAAUUCCUUUGGCUGACUUAUUCGCAGCCAGAAAAUCGAUAUUACAGGCCUGGUCGGACACUGGAAUUAACGGGAAAAACAACUUAGCACCAUUAUUAUUUAGACAUUUUAAUUAUAGAGUGUCCUCUAGCCAGACUUCAUAAAGCUAGUGUGGCAACAGUAUUUAAUAUUGUAGAGUUCAUUAAGAGGGUUUAUUGGUGGUUCUGCUUCAGACUUCUUAAGUCUGAGUAUGACCUACAGGCUACAGCGGAUGACUGUUGUUACAAUAUUUAAAAUUACUGUCCUCCUUGUUGCUGGUAAUGUUCCUCUCUGAUUAUUAUUCAUAUCAUUCGUUUCUUGGUGUGUCCAGGUUUUUAAUUCAGCUAAUAUUAAUCUCAAGGCAAUUUGGUCUGUGAUGUUUCAGGUUUCUGGGUGUCUUGCUUUUUGCUUUUCUGAAUCCUGGUUUCAUUUUAUUGAAAAUGAGUUCUGGUCCCUUUGAAAGCCCUGUGUCAAUGAUAUGGAAGGGAAAGCAUGAUUACACUACCAAACAGAGGUCAUGGUAAAUUAAAAUGGUUAUGCUAUUAAAGGGACUUUGAAGCAUCUUUUAAAUGGAUGGAAAAAAAUGUGUUUUUGUCAUCUUUGGACUAUUAAACAGUACUCUGAAAAAUUCCACUCACUGAGGCUUUGGAAAAAAUGCAAACCUGUUACUUUUGAGCCUUGAUCAUGUUUUGAGCCAUAAGUCACAGCUGCUGUUAAGUAAUAUUUCUAUUUUAAUAAUUUCCAGCAUUUCAUAGUAACAUCUUGUCACAAUGCAGGUUCCCUAUGGGCACUAUGAUGAGGUUUCAAAGCCUUCCCAUAGUGAAUACCCGAUACCUGGGCUGAGCGUAUCGGCAGAUAUCCGAUAACGAUCCAAUACUACUGUUGAAUGAAUGAACUGUAGACCUUACCUUGUGAGUGAAGGCAUCAGGCUUGACAUUAGCCUUGUUAAAAAAAAAGUAACAAAUUAACGCAGAUAUAAAUUUACUUAAUAUUGUUUAUUAACAAAUAACAAAUUGCACAUUAGCACAAAGAAGUAAGACUUCCAUAUAAUAAAAGAAAAAUUAAUUAAAAGAAAAAAAAAGACUGGAUUGGAACGCUGGAUUUAUCCGAUAUCUGAUCUAGUUAAUUUGUCAACGUCAGAACUGAUAUCCAAUCCAAAUAUCGUAUCGGUGCAUCCCUAGUUUAAACCAGGUUGAAAACUGCAUUUCCAAUGAGCACUAUCACCCUGUAUCAUCACAAAAUUCACCUCAGCUUUGGUUUCAGAAAAUACAACCACAUAGGCACUACAAUUUAGUGUAAAUAAAUGACCAAUCUCACCACAUACCAAAUCCACAGCCAUAAGCAGAGACUGCCUUUUAUUUGCUAAGGCUAUUUAUGAAUGAAUUUGCUGCUACACAUCUAAGGAAUGUAUAAAAAGUGGCAGUUGGCGAAAAUGUUCCUUUAUGAACUUCAGAUGUUUUAAUGAACCAAUAAUUACCCCUCGGCCAAAACAAAUAAUUAGAAUUAUUGAAUUGACUUAAUAAUUAACCCUUGAAUAAGGAAGAUAUCCAACAACCCUCAGAAGAAGUGAAUGUUUCUGUAAAACUUAAUGUAUACUGUCGAGGAUGAGGCUGAAAAACGAAGGCCUAGAUUCAUCGGUGAAGUAGUAAAAAAGUUGAGAUAUUUAAUCCUUUAAAAUCCCAGUGGGGCCAUCUUCAGCCUGUAAUUUGUCUUGCUCUCAGGUCAAAAGAUCCAGGCAGUGCAGAUUUGUUUCCAGGCAUCCCCACUGAUCAGCUAUGAAAACAGAUUAGCGCCUCUUGUGAAGAUAAGACCAACUCCGGCACAAAUCUGCUUCUUAUUCCGCUCAGCAUCCGUGUGAUCUGCAGGUAUUCCCUGGAACGAUCAUGCAAGUCUGGAGUUUACAACAAGUGUUUGCUUUGUUUUCUGUAAGGUAUUGGCGGGGAUCCAUUCAACGGUACAAACUUCAUAGACUGUCUGGAGGUGUUCCUGCAGGACCCCAAGACUGAAGGCAUCAUUCUUAUCGGGGAAAUUGGAGGCAACGCUGAGGAGAACGCAGCAGAGUACCUCAUACAACACAACUCUGUAAGGAGAUAACACACAGCACACCCAUUAUUUAACCUGGAUCUCCUUGUAAUAUCCUUCGCUACGGUGCCUUACCUCGACAGAUAUAUCUGUUCAUAUAAAAUAUUUAUUCUUCUAUGAAUUAGCUCUAAGUCCUCUCAGAUCUGCUGCGCACACCGAGAACUAUUGUGUGCAGAGAACAAGGUGGAAAUAUGAGAGUGUUUUUCUUUUGAUCACAGCCUCAGGCUUUCUCUCUCAGCUCCCUCUGUCUCAAUGAUGAAGACAAAGCGUGACAGAUGGCAUGUAGGGAUGAAUCACAGGGCAUGAUCUAGAAAUCUGCAGUGUCGAGCUGUAAACCUUUAGCAAUGCCCACAUGUGAUGAACAGCAGUGAGGUGAUAAUUGGCUCAUCAACUCUAGUCGAGUUGCUAACAACUUCACCAGGUCUGUUCCUGGGCUUUUUUCCCUUUCCUGCAGAUGAUUUUUAAUUUUUCAGUGCGAAUGUGUUGUGUUUCUGUGUGUGUAUUUGUGCGUGCCUGUGGUGCUCUUGAGCUGAGGAUUGGACUUGAUUUGCCCUCGGUUUCUCUAAUGCAUGCAAAUCUCCCGCUGGCGUCUCAGGAGAAUAACUUCUCUCUCUCCACAAUUAAAGUUUUACAUCCCACCACCACCACAUCCCACCCUCCCGCCCGGUCCCCCACCCACUCAAUCACCGUGAGUGUUGACAGCGAGGGACAGUUCAAAUAAAACCCAUGCACCAAAUAGAGCCACGUGGGAGUAAGCCGCAGAUCUCUAGUGAAAAGUCAAUUGCGUGGAAGAUCAACCGGCGUACUGUUUUUUUAGAGAGACUUUUGGAGCAAACUUAACUUUACUUGUUUUGAAUAAAUUUGAAUUCGCAACACAUUUACAAUAACCCAGGGCAGCUCCCCUAUGUGAACUUUAUAUGAAUGCAAAGCACAGGCUGACUGCAGAGGAGCAACAGGUGAGUCUGUCCAAAAUAAAUCAAACCUACAGAAUAUAGAAGGCCUAAACUUGUUGACAUAUUAUUUUCCCUCCGUUAAUCAGUUCAAGUGUGUCAGUGGUCAGGAUCAGAGGACACCGACCCUCUGAAACAAGAGCGCUUUUUGUAAUUUAUCCUAAUAUGACUUUCAAUCCUUGAACUUGCACUAUUUAGAUUUGGUUAAACACUUUCUCAGCUCUUAAAGGAUAAAAAAAAUAUUGCAUCCGGUCUCACCAUGGAGCAAAGUUAGACUUAAAAAUGAACUGUUUUUGUAUCUAUUUGAAGUUAAAUGUGAAGCAGUGAUAUAGUCUCUUCGCCUCAUUGAUAGACUGAAUCAGUGUGGUUUACUAUUCUUAACUGCCUGGUAUAAAAGCCUGAAAUUUGUUCAAAACUGACCAACCAGAUCAUUUCAAAUUUCUCAAACUCCUCCCACUUUUUAGACUGAUUUUUUCCCCUUUAUGUAUUAUCAUAAAUGUCACCCUUUCUUAUGACGAUAGAGUAACAAGAAAGGUUACAAACAAACAAUUCAAUGAUAAUCAUAACUUUUAAUACAGCACCUUUUUGAAACAAAGUUUAUGAAGGGAAAUAAAACGACAACAAUAAAACAGAAAACAACAUUAAUACAGAAGGUGAAAAAGAAAUGAGAGUUUGUAAGGCAAACAGGUUCAGAUAAAAAAAAUAAAAACACUGACAGAAAAGAAUUAGCUAUGAUUAGCUAGCUAGAUCAUAUUGAAAGUGCUAAAACUGAAUUUAGGUAAAAGCUUUUUUAUUAAAGUAUGGUUUUAGAUUAGAAUUGAAGAUGACACUGAUUGGAUGAGCCUUAUUUCCUUUGACAGGCUAAUCCACAGCACAGGCUCUCUAAUAGAGACACAGUCACCUUUUGUCUGUCUAUGUUUUGAACACGGAGUGUGACAAGACACCAGCCGUGUUCAGGGCCACAGCACAUCUAAAACAGUGCAGUCAAUAUAUUCAGUGUCAAAAAAUAAAUAAAAGUUGUUUUUGUAUGUGUGUAGGUAGGCUAUGGUCUCAUGUCCCUUUUAAGACGUUGUCCUACAUCGGAGACGUGACUCCACCCCAUCCAGUCUGUAACAAAGAGGGAAAGACAGGUGAGGAGAUGGAGGACGUCUCAAAAGUUGUGAUGGCUGGAGUAGACUCAAGUUAAUGAAGGAGGGGGUGAGCAGCUUGUGGGGUAGUUAUCGUCCAUUUAUCAUUAUUGAGCUGAACUGCUCAAUAUAUCGUGAUAUUGAUUUGAGGCCAUAUCAACCAGCCCUACUCUGACAUAUUAGACGCGUUUCUUCCCUGAUAAGUUGUUUUCACCUAUGCUGCACUUUGCUGAGUCAUUAUCUUUUUAGUGGAGCCAGGACAAACUUUCAACUGCUUGCUGUGAUUUCCCAUUUAUAAACAACAUGACUGCCAGACACAGACGGCUCAGGGGAGUCUGAUGGCUGGAAUAGUUAAUGCAGAACUCGAGGAGACCUGACAUUCACAACACACAGCAGGAGACUGCUGUAGUAUUUGUCCACAAUGAUCACACUAAACUGAGAGGCAAGUCACUUAGAUGGCCAUAAGAGGGACAUAUUUCAUGUAGUUUGAACUAAAGAUGAUGAUAGACACAACAAGGAUUCCUAACGCAGCUUUGUUCAAGCCUGGAGACACUAUGUCUGACAAACAGAUAACUUAGAGGAGCUUUCAGGGAAAAAAAGACCUUGGUUAUUUCGCUGUCUUCACAGCAGCAUCUUAACUGGCAUGAGGAGCAAAUUACAAGGUGUGUGAGGAAGGUCAUUUCACUUCUGAAGAGGCCCGUGACCUUAAGUCUGACACAGCAGGUGAAGAGUAAUCCUACACUGGGAGACAUCAAGAUUGAACGGAUAGAAGGGUCAAAGGUCUAAACCAUUUGUACAUCUAUAUUAAAAAAGAAGAAAUUCCACCACAGCCAAGAGUCUCUUAUGAUAACUUUGUUGAUGUACUGUGUCACAAAUUAUGCAAUGUCAGAUCAGCAGGUCCUGGUAGACGUCUGUGGACAUCUGUGGACUGCAGAAUUUUUUAAAUAUAUAUAUAUAUAUAUAUAUAUAUAUAUAUAUGAGAGAGAGAGAGAGCAAUAGAUAGAUGGAUGAAGGGAUAUAGAUAGAGAGAUAGAUAUAGAGAGGUAGAUAGAGACAGAGAUAGAUGGAUGGAUAGAUAUGGACAUAUAGAUAGAUAUAGACAUAUAGAUAGAUGGAUGGAUAGAUAUAGACAUAUAGAUAGAUAUAGACAUAUACAAAUAGAUAGAUAUAGACAUAUAGAUAGAUAUAGACAUAUACAAAUAGAUAGAUAUAGACAUAUAGAUAGAUAUAGACAUAUAUACAAAUAGAUAGAUAUAGACAAAUUGAUAGAUGUAGACAUAUAGAUAGGUAGAUAUACAUAUAUGGAUACAUGUACACAUAUAGACAGAUAGAUAGAUAGAUAGAUAGAUAGAUAGAUAGAUAGAUAGAUAGAUGGAUAGAUAUACAUAUAGACAUAGAUGGAUAGAUGGAUAGAUAUACAUAUAGACAUAGAUAGAUAUACAUAUAUAGAUACAUGUACACAUAUAGACUGAUAGAUAUAUAGAUAUAGAUAGAUAUACAUUUAAACAUAGAUAGAUAGAUAGAUAGAUAGAUAGAUAGAUAUAGAUAUAGAUAGAUAGAUAUAGAUAGAUAGAUAGAUAUAGAUUUUUUUUUAAACAGGAUUUAGUAGCAGAAGCAGCCAUGUCAGUUAAAAAGCCUCAUGAUGAGAUGAACAGAUUUGAUUGGACCGGACAGAUAUAUGUCUAAAUGGAAAGGUGAGCAGAUGCAUCCUCGUGAGCAAAUGGGACAAAACGUAAUCCAAGUCUCCGCUCAGAUGUUUGUCAGCUGCUGCAUCCAAACCACGGCCUCUUGAAACCACCGAGAAGAGUGUGGAGAAAUAACUUCAGAGAUAAACUUCAUUUAGUCAGAAUAUUGUGUGGUCAUGUAUAACACCAUCAGUCAUAGUAAGGAGUCAUUUGAGAAAAUAGUUUUUUUUAGGACACUGCGUUUCACAUUAACUUGACAAAUUCUGCCACUCCGGACACAUUAAGUACAAACUGCUCAGUGGAAAUAAGGUCUAAAGUCAUGAUUGAUUUGUGUCAUGCAACAUUAAAUAUAUUGAACUCCCACUUGAGAAACACACAUUACACCAGAAGGUGAAGAAGUAUUGAUUUCUGUAUGCAGCAGUGUUACAGCUGAGUUACUGCUGACUGUUUAUCUACCAGUGCCUUAAUUCUGUAAAAUUCAAGAGAAAAUCUUUAUACUUCCCUCUUGGUUCUGCUGUCGGAUUUCAUGAUGCAGGGCAUAUUUCAAGGUUCUGUCUUCAUCAGUGUCAGCAGUGCUUGGUAACAUUAUGUGAUUUAAAAGUCACCUGUAUCAAAGGUCUGCGUAUCGUUGCCUCGCAGGCUUUCUGAAGUCAAAAAUAGGCUUACAGAGAACAACCAUAUUACAAUUUGCUUCAUGCAUACCAAGUAGGUCAGAGAAUUUGGCACCUAAGCCACCGUAGGGGGUAACUGAUUUUUCUCUAUAUUUCAGAACCAAGUUGUCUCGUGUGGGCUUAGCUAAAGCUCUUGUAAUUCCAAGGAAACCACUGAAAAACCAAGGCAGAUUGAAGUAUAAGGUUUGUUCGCUCCACGUGUGUACACACAUGUUGGCUUUACUUCUACCUGUCAGGCGUGUUUGUGUCCCAGUUUGGCUUUUUAAGCCUUUUUGUGCUUCUCCUCACCUUAGACACAGCUGCUCUGUAUUUAUAUAACAAAGUCUUCCUCUAGCCAUGUUGGCACUCAGGGAUGUGGAAAGUACCCCAUUGGCCUCAUAAUUAAGGUAAUAUAUCUGAACUGCUAACAGCCGAAGACAAAAUGCAGGAGAAGUGAGUGAUAGUAUGACUCCCCUCCCUGUAUGUAUUGUUAGCACUUAGUAUCAAGGGAGGCAGGGAUUAAUAGAGUAAUUAAACCCCUUUCGUUUGAGGUAGAUUUAAGACUUGAUUCACAUGAGGGUGGUUUGUUUAUUCACGACGUGAUCUGAGUUCUCAAUACUGAUGGGGGCUUUGCUGCUGCUCUGCUUGUGCUUAGAUUUUUGAACACAGCACAGUUGCUCGUAACAUAUUUGGAGCACUUUAAAGUGAUAACCCUCCCCCCUCUCUCUCUCUCUCUCUCUCUCUCUGUCUUUCUCCUCCAUUGUGACAUUAACUACGCUAAGUGUUAAUGUCUCAUUAGUGCAGCUUUUCUAGCCAAGGUCCUCCACGUUUUCCUGGCUGAUAUACGUCCCUGCUCGUCUUAAUUAUUAAAAGUCAUCUCUACUUGAUAUGAUAUGAGUUGCUGCCAUCUUGCUCAUGUCAGUGACAGGAAUGGAUUUCAAGCUGAGACAGUGAGAGAAGCGGAUAUGUCUCUGAAGGUCUUCGCUGCGUUGCUCUGACUGUUGAACAAGCCACAUUCAUCCUGCAAAAGCUGUCUGCCAGAUGAGCCACUGCCUUUGUCGAACGCCUAGGACUCGCUCUCUCUGUGUGUGUGUGUGUGUGUGUGUGUGUGUGUGUGUGUGUGUGUGUGUGUGUGUGUGCGUGUGUGUGUGUGCGUGUGUGCGUGUGUGCGUGUGUACGUGCAUACACAAAGCCGUCUUCUACAAUUAGGUUGUUAUUUCUAAGUAUGAAAUAUUAGCUGCUGUACGCGCAGACACACACACUUUCACACUGUGUCCCUUGCGCUGGUUAUGAUGUUAUUGCUGAAGAUGAAAUAUUAGCUCUCUUCACCUUGGAAAUGAUCUUAACUGUUGAAUGUAACAUCCAUCAAUGGGCGAGCAGCACAGACAGGCGCUGAGCUAAUCAGUGGCUGCAUGACUAAUUACCAUCUCAGAAAUGAGAUGAUAUGAAAUGGCAGGAGUCUGAGCUCCUAUCUGGUCAUACACCAACCCAUGCAAUUAAAUGGCUUGAUUGACCCUUUGUUUUAAUAAUGCAGACUGAGACAGUGAUGGCUGGUUAGACAAGCCUGUUACCAUGGGGGCUCUGUAAUUGGAAGAGAUUGGGUGUUUAAUAUCUAAUGAAUGAAUAAAAUGUAGGUGCAGAAAACUAAUUCUCCCUAUUUUAAUCCCCACCAUGUUUCGCUCCCUCUUUUCCCGCGUCUUAUCUUCUUUGUUGAUGUACUAGCACACCUCGGCACCCACCUUUUUGAGUUUACUCUUUUUUUUUUUUACAGCGUUUUUUUUUUUUCCACCUCAUUAUAUGCUCAUGUUUUUCUUCCACUUCCACCCCCUGUGUCUAGGGUGCCAAUGCAAAGCCCGUGGUGUCCUUCAUCGCGGGGCUAACCGCUCCCCCCGGACGCCGUAUGGGCCACGCCGGUGCCAUCAUCGCUGGUGGAAAAGGCGGAGCCAAAGAGAAGAUUGCAGCCCUCCAGUCAGCUGGAGUCGUAGUCAGUAUGUCCCCUGCACAGCUGGGCAGCACCAUGUUCAAGGUGAGAACUUUGUUCCUGCAAGACAUGAUUGUACAUAAUAACACUUCGAAAAGGUGACACGGUCUAAAGACUACACUUUCUUGUGACACCUUAGAUUAGGCUGAUAAACUUUCAAACUUAAACUUUGGGAGGAUGUCAAAUGGAGGACUUUAUAUCUCUUUCAGACAUUUUAAAAUUAAAGUUGAACUACCAAUCGUGAUAUUUUCAGGACUGUAAUAUUAAUGUGGAAUUAUGAGAGGUAAGGACAGAUUAUUAAGUGACUUUAACUUCUCUAAAUAUCUCUAAUAGUUUGCCAUCUAUUACCUGUGAUUACCAGCAAUAAUUCAGUUUUAACACUUCAUUAUUCUCCUGCCAAGGAACAGUAAAACAAUACCUUAUAGGAUGGAAGUUAGAUUGAAGGCAUUUCUGAACAAUCAAACUCAAUUAAGCUUCUCUCCAAUGAAAAGUUGACUUCAGCAACAUUUAAUCUGUCUUAAAGAAAUUUGUACUGACCCACUUUUGUUUGUAGUCACUUUUGGAGCCAUUUUGUUUCUAUUAGUUAGUCAAGCCGAGGACAGACAGGAGAUGUGGAGAGAGAGCGGAGGUCGAAAUGCAACACCGACUGAUGCAGCUGCUCUAAGGUGCCCAGCUAUUGUAUACAAGGCAUUGGCUGAGUCAAACAGCUGUCCCAUCAUUCAAAUCAUAAAUAUAUAUUUUUUGACUUUUCAAAUUAACAAACAAAUCUGUGUAAUCUGUGUUUCAGUUCAUAUUUAAAACAAUUCUCACACUCCUACAAUCUGAGCUUGAGCUCUUCAUUUUCCCCUCUGACUCCUGUCUGUUUUCUCAGCCCAGGCUUUAGUCUUCUCUCAUUAUCAAUUUCUCUGUAUUUCUUUGCUGCUCUAAGUCACACCACCACCUUACAAUCAUUCAAUCACAAAGAAAUUUUGCCCCCAAUAUCUUACAGACAUACAGUAAAUACAUACUAAGGUCACAUUUUCAUUGUUUGGAUGCAGUAUCAAGCUCAAGCAGAGCUAGUAUCCAGCAAAUAUAAACUUAAGACUAGUUCACAACAUUUUUCUGAAACUUUUAAAAUGGUUUUAAAACCAGAUUCAGAGCAGGGUUUGUAUGUGCUGGUAGCACUCUAGGGCUGGGCAAUUACUCAGAUUUCAAUUUCAAUUUCUAUUUUGGCUCCCUGCCCUUUAGUAGCACCAUUUUGCAUCACUGAGCAGUUGCGGAUAUGUGAAUGUUUACAGGGUACUUGAUUUUUUUCCUGUUCCCUCGGAGUAGCAAGGUUGAGAUUGAACUUUUAAUAUGCCAUAAAGAAAAGGCAGAAGACAAGGGCAAGUAUGAAUAAACAUGCCCUGACAAUGGCUGAGUCGGCAGCACUACCCCUUUAUUCAAAUUUAUCUCUGGGGGAACACUGUUAACAAGAUGUAUAAAAAAUGAAAGAAUGUAUUACGCCCAUUCAUCACCUUAUAUUUUCAUUACCACUGCUGGCACUUCUGCACACCAAUACAGAUUUACACACUUUUUUUUGCCUCUGAAGUUUAAUUCAUAAUCAUUGUGUGUAAUGAUGAAAAACCUGUGUCGUGGUUGUUCACUGCGCUGCAUACAGUGUUCAUGCAUCUCUGUUAAUUUCACUGGCCGCUGUGAUGACAUACUAACGUCUAAGAGAGGCUAAUAGACAGACGCUCUGAGUGCGAUCCUCGCCGCUCUGCCGUCGCUGACCUGCGUGAGUCACCGUUUAAGUGGUGGAAACAGCAGAAGUUGUUCAUCAUGGAGAUUAUCAGCUGUCACAGUACAGUACAGCUACAGAUAAACAACUUUAUUUCCUGACUCUGUUUAUUCACAUGUUUGUCUGUUUUUUCUACUCUCUAUCAAUACUGGAAAUCAUGGAGUGCGUGCGUCAGCAGUUGUAUAUUUAGAACCAAAAGACGCAUGCUGCAUUCUGGGAUGUUUUCAGUAGAUGAAAUGUUAAAUGCCAGACAUUAGGUGAGCUCUUAACCACCGAGCUGUACGUCACAGACUGGAACCAACAAUGCUGAAAAUGCUUUUGUCCUCAAAGUUACAUAAGCACAUUCUGGCUUGAUAUUGUGUUCAUCUUAAUAACGGCUACAGAUGCGCACUGCCAACUCAGGUCAAGUGGAAACAGGAAGUAGCAUUUCUGUUAGGUGCCAGUGUCCCUGUUGAUGAUAAUAAAGCUUUUAUGUGGAGCUAUACGACAGCGGGAUGCUUUUUCUUCCCUGUCAAAAAAAAGGAAGGCAAAAUAAUAAAUUGCCUUAGGUCUAGUUUUUGUUUUUUAAUCAUAACAGCGUUGUCCCACGCACAUCUGGUAGACAGGCGCAUAGGAAAGUGAUGUAAUUUAAAGGAAGUAGUCGCAUUCGCACUGUCACCACUCCGAGUUUAUUAAAAGUUUCAGUCAUAACAAGGAGAUGCAGGAAAAAGGAAAAAGUAGAUUAACAUCAAGAAAGAAAAGAACAAAUAAAAGGAGGAUGAUUCAUUUGGAGAGGUGUGUCAAGUGUAGAAAGCUUCGCAUUAAACUUUGAGUCCUUAGGAAAGAGAAGUUCUUUUGUUUUGUGAAUUUGAAGUUUUUGGAGCUCAGUUACUGAAAAUGUUUGCAUCUAGUUUUUCUUUUGUCACUAGAUUCAGCUGGACUAUGUUGACACUCAAAGUAGUUAAGUGUUGUGUGACUGGCUAGUAUAGUAGUAUUUCUGGGGUGGGGUGUUGUGUUGCCUCAAAAACAAAUGCAUUGGUGAUGGGAAGAACAGUUCUUUUGACUGUACUGAAUCUUUAGAAUCCGAUCAUAAAAUUGAUUCGUUCAAAAGAUUCAUUCACCAAAAUCAGUCAAUGUUUCGAAUCCAUAUUCUGCCGGGUGCCGUACACGAGUGAGUGACAUAGCGGCGCUGAUUGGGAGUUCGUUCAUUGAACAAGCCCCUCCCCUCCCCUGCUGCUGAAGUCACAGUAUCGUUCGCUGGAUGACACAUGUCGUUCAUUCACCAAGUCGUGAAGGAAGAAUCACUCCCCUGCCCUGAAAAACUCACCUCUCUGUGUGCCGUCGCAAUUCACAUCGGGAUGCGAGUGAAACAACACAUCAGCAAGCAACACACCCGCUAAACAAGUGCGAGUUGUCGUUCUUUUAUAUCGCUAUAAUGCACUGUUUUAUCUUAGCCUACAUCCUCACAGUGGACGAACUGUUGCUCGGCAGUUUGUGAACGAUGCUACACCCCUCCCUCUUCUUCCUGCCUCAAGUCGUUCGGAAGUCGUUUGUUUCGUUCACAGUCUGACUAAUUUACACGUUGUUCAUCACGAGACUCCGCCCACUUGCUGGCUGGCCGUGUGUCGAGUCAAAGGCGGCAGUUCCACUCCCGACCUGCACGCCACUCUCGCGGCUGAGCUCAACUGAACUGAGAAAGGAACAAAUCAGGUCUCAGAGUGAUUCCAUUCACGUCGUUCAUGAAUGACACAACACUAAAAUGCACCCCAACCGCAGCAGCAUUCGCCUAUCACACUUGUUUGUCUCGUCUUUGUCAGUGAAGCCCCUCCCACUUUAAAGCUGUGAAGCGUUAAAACCCAAAUGCAGAAACAGGCAAACCCGUGUACUGGCAGAUAAAUCAGGGAAACUUGUAAGACGAGGAAUCAGAGCCUAAACGAUUCAAUUCUGAGUGUUUUCAGUGAUAUUCAAAGUGCUACUUGAGUAAGAGCGGGAUACCAGCAGACUUUUGUUUAUUUGAAAAGGACCUCAUUUAUGUGCAAGGUUCAAUAUUUAUGGCCUUUUGCUUGUUUACAAAGUAUCUGAGGCUCGUAAUCGCUGCGGCAGAUACUAUUAUUCCAUCCUGCUCAAUAUUCUGCGUACAGCAGGUGUGUACUCGUAUCCCGACGUGUGCAGACAAACAGAAUGAAAAGUUUCUGUGUCUGUGAGAUAAAUUCAAACUCAGAACUUAAAGGAAGCGCACACACACAAUAUUUUAACACACCCCGCCCCCGUCUUCAUGUGUGGGAAGCCUGUUGUCAUAUCCAGCUUGUAAAUGUGUUGCUUUUCUCUCACGGCUUGUUUUCUCCCGCUUUCCCCGGCUUGGUAUUUUCCCCCGUCUCUGUUUGAGUGGCAACCUCUACUUUCCUCCACCCUCCUCCCUCCUUGUCUUGUCAAGAGUCUGAGUCUGUCUCAUGGAGGAAAAAAAUGUCUGUUUUUUCUCCUUCUCUGUCACCAAAAAACUCUGCUUUUACUAUUUGUGUCGUGAUUCUAGCCUUGAGUUAGGAUGCCGCCUCAGACCGACAAAGCAUCUCUCUGUCUGCUUAUUUCACGCAUUAACCCCUCAUCCUUUUGCCUCGCAACUCUUCCUGUCCCAUUCCUUCUAUAUUUUUUUUUUAUCCUUAGUCUCUUUAAGCUCUUUCCCUUAAUACUGAACCCUGCGUUUUUCGCUCCACCUCCUACUUGAAGCAAAAAAAUAUUCCAGUGAACCGGCUCCCCAUCAUUUGCUGCAUCUUUCACAGGAAAGCUCAAGAUAAGAGAGGCCGAGUCUGCCUCUAAAACAUUUCACAGCCAUGGGAAUGUUUCCUCCUCAAGGUGGCAGUAGACCUUCAGGUAUCCGCACAGCUCUGAGGAAGGGGCUGACGUGUGCUGGAGUGUUUGUGUGUUCUGUAAACCUGAUAAACGACACUUGCACUAAGUUACUUUCCCCCCCAUGGAAGUGAAAUUCAGUGGAAACAAAGUAUUCUAUCAUCCUCCAGUUUGUGUGAUAUUUCCCUGAUUGAAUAUGUAAAUAGCUACAGCUUUUUUUUUUUUUUAAUGGUGAUCAUAAUACUCUCAUUAGCAGUCACGUGGUUUGACUCUGUGGAAAACACAGCUGCUGUAACCUCAGAUAAAUCAGAUGUCUUCUUUCAGAUGUGUCGCUUCAAUCACUCAGAAUAAGCUCGCUGUUUUAACGUCGACAAGUGGAACUCACUGACACGUACAGCCCUACACGAUUUGCACUCUCCAGGAAAAAAAACAACAGGCACUCUCCAGUGCUCUGUAUGCCUCUGUUUUCCCCCGCCUCAACAGCAGAUCUGAUGCAUGGGAUCAAAAAACAGAGCCGUGUGAAUUCUGCAUGAAUAAAUCAUUCACUUCUGUCUAUCUCACUUCACGUGGUGUGUCUCCCUCUCCCUCUUCCUCUUCUUCUUCUUCUUCUCUAUCCUUCUCUCUGUUGUCCAUCUCCGUAGGAGUUUGAGAAGAGGAAGAUGUUGUAAAUUGUGCAAGAAGGCAACUCGACCUUUUACCCCCCUGCCCUGAAUAUUGAGUCGAACAGCCGGAUUCUGGAGGUGGAUCUGCCCUGCGGUAGCUGUACACCCUGAUUAUUUCAACCAUGAUGCACACACGCAGUGUUUAUAUUGUAAUUUCUGCCAUGAACUUGUACCUUGCACACAACAAAAGAAUAAAACAUAGUGUCUUAAUGGAAUUCUAAAACAACUCAAAUGUACACAGUGUAAAAGCUUUAUAGAUGUUUUUUUUUUCUUCUCUCCCUCCACACAAUGUCAACAAAUGAGGGUGUCGAAGAACGCCACGGUAACCUUGGUGAUCUGUUUGUUUCUGUUAUUCUCUUCCUGCUGUAAUCCAUCACUCAUUUCUCUGGCUGUCCAUCUGAAUAAGAAAGAUUUCUCAUAUCACUUCUCUGCUGUGUUUGUUUUGAUGCUUUUAUCGCAGCGAUAAAGUCUCACAGUGCAGUGAUCCAGUCUGUGUCAGGGUUUUCUCCCUCUGUGAAGUAACGUGAAUGCAAAACUUUAUAUGUGAGAAGAAAACAGGCAAAGAUUCAAAAGCUGUCACAUGUUGAGUGGGCUCUUCAGCAAAGCUUGAACUUGUGACAUAUUGUAUGUAUAGAAUUAAUUACAUAGAGAAGAGGUGAGAUAAAGGUGCUGCUUUACCACUGAGAGCUGAAAAAAAAAACUAUGAUGCCUGACAUGUGCAUAGAAACAUCGAUUUUAAGUCAUGACCCUUUCUUUUUUUUCUUUCUUUCUUUCUUUCUUUCUUUUAUCUCAAACUUUAAGAACAUCAACUAAAAUAACACAUAUGUACCCCAAACAACUGUGAAUGUCAAAGAUAAAUUUACACUAACGUACGCACGUCAAAAACAAACAGUUUGAGAAGGAACAGAAUGAAGCGAAGAGCUUAUUUAGUCCUGCCCCUUCCUUUCAAAUCAGAGCCAAUAAUGAAUGGAAAAAAGAAAAUCUAAUUGAAAACUACAUUAGAGAUAAAAGCAGAAAACAACUGUGCUGUAGCCUCUGUUUCCAUGUAACCUCCUCUGAGUCUGACUGUGAACCAAGAGUCUAUGGUACAUAAAUGUCCCUGGGAAAAAAAACCUGAACCUCAUCAACCCUAAAGCUC
This is a messenger RNA of Xyrichtys novacula (pearly razorfish), 24321 nucleotides long. Lineage: Eukaryota; Metazoa; Chordata; Actinopteri; Labriformes; Labridae. The record is from the annotation of a GenBank genome assembly.